Molecule: messenger RNA, 822 nt
Organism: Micromonas commoda
Lineage: Eukaryota; Viridiplantae; Chlorophyta; Mamiellophyceae; Mamiellales; Mamiellaceae
Exons: 3
Coding region: 1-822 (273 amino acids)
Source: RefSeq, a predicted model, not a curated record
AUGAACUGCGUGUUCACGCAGGAGCAGCACGACGCCGCCGUCGAGUGGCUCGAGAAGCACCGCGAGGAGCUCGGCCUCGCCAAGGAACGAAACGCCGAGCGUCGCGCGGAUGCGCGGAGGCUGCACGAGGAGACCGACGGCUUCGGGUACUUCCCGGGGAGCGAGCGGCGGAUGAAAAAGUUUUCGGACGUCAGCGACAGCGAGGACGACGCGGAUGUCGACGACUUGGACGAAUCCGAGCUGGACAGGGAGCGGAGGAGGGUCAACGACGAGUUCAAGGAGAAACUCGAGAAGAUCGUCAAGAUUGUCAUAGCCAGUAAGAACGGCGACCACAUGGACGAGACGAUGCGGGCGCAGAAGGAGCGGUUCCUGGAGAGCAUCCGCAUGAUCCGCCAGGAUCCGCUCAUCGCGCCGGAUGAACCCACGUAUUUCUACCUGCGACCCUUCGACGUUUCGCCCGGGGAUACCUCCAGGGACCACAAGUACGUGUACAAGUACGCGCUGACCACCGUGCAGGACGUGUGCAGGUCGAUGGCGAAAAAGCUGAAGGUUCCGGCGGAGCAGGUCGACAUCAUCAAGGGAGGCAAGCGCAUGGAGCGCGAACGGACGUUGAUGGAUCACGGCGUGGGCUUCGGCUUCGUCCUCUACCUCAAGGUGGAGGAGGGCGAGCACUACGUGGACCUCACCGGGGUCGUGGCGGAGGGCGACGGGGGCACCAGGGUCCGGGUGUCGCGAGUGAGGAGAAGCGAAGACGGCGGAUGGGUCGUCGUGGGCGCCGUCGAGGACGACGACGGCACCGACGGCACCGACGAUAGACGAUGA